Messenger RNA from Microdochium trichocladiopsis, 2220 nucleotides. RefSeq lists its product as uncharacterized. NCBI's taxonomy places the organism in Eukaryota, Fungi, Ascomycota, Sordariomycetes, Xylariales, Microdochiaceae. Gene Ontology annotation, molecular function: DNA-binding transcription factor activity, RNA polymerase II-specific; zinc ion binding. Gene Ontology annotation, biological process: regulation of DNA-templated transcription. The record is from RefSeq and is a predicted model, not a curated record. Bases 52 to 2139 code for a protein of 695 amino acids. The transcript is spliced from 2 exons.
CCAUGUUCGAACCAGCACGCGGCAUUGGUCAGUCUAGUACGACAUCUCGGCAUGGUCACCCUCGAGCCGGUGUCAAUGCGGGCCAGCCCCCCCUCGGCUGCCGCCAGAGAGCAUGCUGAGUGGCCACAGGCGGAAAAGAAGAAGAAGCGCUCGAGCGCCCCGAAAGCCAGGACAGGAUGCCGUGAAUGCAAAGCAUCACAUGUGCGGUGCAACGAAAAACAGCCCACCUGCGGCCGAUGUCAGCGGCGCAAAACUGCCUGCACUUAUCUCGCGGUACAGCCCAAGCAGCGAGGUGGCGGUGGCAGGGCAGCCCGGACGACGCAGGUGCAGCCGGCAUACCGGAAACUGCUCCCCUCUACCGAUCUGCCACCUCUGACGCGCCUCGUCGAGCCGGCCGCGACAUGCCUCAGCCCGCGCGAGAUACAGUACUUUGACACGUUCCGGCACAGCGUCGUGUUCCAGCUCGGCUACGGCUACGGCUACAAUGGGUUCUGGCAGCGCACCGUGCUGCGCGAGAUCACGCGGGACGACUGCGUCCGCAACGCCGUCGUCGCCAUCGGGGCCCUCGCCCGAGCCCAGGGAGAACACGACCAGGUCGCGGCCAGAGACGAGAAGGAAGGGGGCCGGAGACCAGGAAAGCCACGCCUGCCGCUGUGCAAGGCCGGCCAGCUGAGCCCGUCGAGCCACUACUACCACGCCCUGACGCACUACACCCGAGCCGUGGGCUCGUUCCGGCGGCUCAUUGACAUUGCGUCGCGGGAGAACGACUCUGGGACUCGUCAAGAAGGCGAAGGCGAAGGCGGCGGCGGCAGCGGCGGCCGUGGCCAUGGCAGCAGCGGGGGUUCGAAACGAGCAGUCCUCAUCGCGACCAUACUACUCGUGGCAUUCGAGUCGCUCCAAGGCAACACGGCAUCGGCGGACCAGCUCUCGGCGCGAUCACUGUCGCUGCUCCAGAACAGCAUCAUGCAGGGCACUCUCGGCGAAGCAAAAAAAGGGAACAAUAGCAACAGCAGCAGCCUUCUUCCGCCCUCGCGGAUCGCCAGAUCCGUCGACGACGAGGGGACAUACGAGACCGAGGUGCUGCUCGUGCGCGACACCUUCUUCAGCUCGGGACUGUCCUCGACGUUUGCAAAAGCGAGGGAGGUGGUGACUCGGAUCGCGCGGACCACGGCGCGCGGGCCUCUGCCGCCGGAUGCCAGCGAGGACGUGGUGGUGUUCUCGAGGAUGUGGACGCGGUGUCUAAUCCUGUCGUCUCUGUGGUACGUCCGCAUGUAUCACAUGUUUGCUGCGCACCAGUGUGCCUUUGCCACCCACACGGCCGGAGGAGAGGAUACAGGUCGCGAGGAGGCAGCUGCCGCUCGCGCAGACACAGAGGAUGCACCAGGAUCAGCGACAUCAGCGGCGGACGCGCGGUCCACUUUCCGCCGGGAGCAAGCCGUCGUCAUCAAGACCCUCAAGGCCUGGAAGACGGCUACCGAGCAACGUCUCGCCAUCGCCAGUGCGCGCGUGGAAGCAUUGAAAGCGGCAGCGGCAGUGGCAGACAACACUACCACUACCGCCAGUGCUGAGGAGCUUGCGGCUGCUGAGCAGGAGAUGAUCACGUACCACGAGAUUGCUGUCGCCGUGCUAGGCGUUCAGCUGUCUGCCUGCACGGUGUCCGACAUGUCUGAGAGGAUCUGGGAUCAGUACGAGCUCGAAAUAGCAGAUCUGGUCACACGAAUGGAGAGCAUGCGUAGUGAGAAGAAGGCGGCGAUGGCCUCGAGCAGUGGUGGCUGGCGCCUGCGGCACCAUUGCGAUGGGUUUGAAGGGCCGCGUCCCGUGCUGGGCCACAUUGCGCAGCGGACGCGCAGUCCGGACUUGAGGAGGCGGCUCAUGCAGCUGUGGAGGAGUGGGCUGGACAGCAAGGCCCACUGGGAUGUCCAGGGCAAUUACCUGGGGUCACUGGCGGUUUUCGAGGUUGAAGAAGAAGGAAGAGACAAGGAAACUGGCAAGAUACCCAUGGAAAAACAGUAUGAGUGGGUUGGUGGGAAGUGGAGUGACGACUAUUCAGAGUUCGCGGCCACGUUGAUGGCCAAGGUGCCGGGCGAGAACGGGGUGCCGGAGAUGAAAGUCGUGGUGAUGCCGGCUCUGGAGCCGUGAACUUGGCACAGGGUAGAAAUGGCUAGCCUAUCUAGUUUGACGGAUUAACCCCCUUGACUUGCAACUAUAAAAAGACUGGAC